CUCGCGAGGUUUCAGGAGACUAUAUCUAGGCACGAGAAGCCCGCGUCCUUUCCCUGGCGUGAAUCCGUCCUGUGCGUCUGUUCUUUGGAGCAGUGUUCAUUCACUUCCGUCCGCGUUCUCUCUCACCUAAGUGCGUGCCACCACUCCAUGGAAGAUUCGAUGGAUAUGGACAUGAGCCCCCUGAGGCCUCAGAACUAUCUUUUCGGUUGCGAAUUAAAGGCCGACAAAGAUUACCACUUUAAAGUGGAUAAUGACGAAAAUGAGCACCAGUUGUCCUUAAGAACGGUCAGUUUAGGGGCUGGUGCAAAAGAUGAAUUGCACAUUGUUGAAGCAGAGGCUAUGAAUUACGAAGGCAGUCCAAUUAAAGUAACACUGGCUACUUUGAAAAUGUCUGUACAGCCAACGGUUUCCCUUGGGGGCUUUGAAAUCACACCACCUGUUGUCUUACGGUUGAAGUGUGGUUCAGGGCCUGUGCAUAUUAGUGGACAGCACUUAGUAGCUGUGGAGGAAGAUGCGGAGUCAGAUGAGGAGGAGGAAGAGGAUGUAAAACUCUUAAGUAUGUCUGGAAAGCGCUCUGCCCCUGGAAGUGGUAGCAAGGUUCCACAGAAAAAAGUAAAACUAGCUGCUGAUGAAGAUGAUGAGGAUGAUGAUGAAGAUGAUGAGGAUGAUGAAGAUGAUGAUGAUGAUGAUUUUGAUGAUGAGGAAACCGAAGAGAAAGCUCCCGUGAAGAAAUCAAUACGAGAUACUCCAGCAAAAAAUGCACAAAAAUCAAAUCAGAAUGGAAAAGACUCAAAACCAUCAACACCAAGAUCAAAAGGCCAGGAAUCCUUCAAAAAACAGGAAAAGACUCCUAAAACACCCAAAGGACCUACUUCCGUAGAAGACAUUAAAGCAAAAAUGCAAGCAAGUAUGGAAAAAGGUGGUUCUCUUCCCAAAGUGGAAGCCAAAUUCAUCAAUUAUGUGAAGAAUUGCUUCCGAAUGACUGACCAGGAGGCUAUUCAAGAUCUCUGGCAGUGGAGGAAGUCUCUUUAAGAAAACAGUUUAAACAGUUUGUUAAAAUUUUCCGUCUCAUUUCAUUUCUGUAACAGUUGUUAUCUGGCUAUCCUUUUUAUAAUGCAAAGUGAGAACUUUCCCUACCGUGUUUGAUAAAUGUUGUCCAGGUUCCAUUGCCAAGAAUGUGUUGUCUGAAAUGCCUGUUUAGUUUUUAAAGAUGGAACUCCACCCUUUACUUGGUUUUAAGUAUGUAUGGAAUGUUACCAUAAGGCAUUGUAGUGUAGUGGUGGUCAGACAUGGAGAUGGUGGGGAGACAAAAAUAUACAUGUGAAAUAAACUCAGUAUUUUAAUAAAGUAA
This is a messenger RNA of Cavia porcellus (domestic guinea pig), 1351 nucleotides long. RefSeq names its product nucleophosmin 1 (gene Npm1). Gene Ontology annotation, cellular component: ribonucleoprotein complex; centrosome; nucleolus. Lineage: Eukaryota; Metazoa; Chordata; Mammalia; Rodentia; Caviidae. The record is from RefSeq and is a predicted model, not a curated record. Gene Ontology annotation, biological process: chromatin remodeling; ribosomal large subunit export from nucleus; positive regulation of transcription by RNA polymerase II. The transcript has 11 exons. The coding region runs from base 148 to 1032 and encodes 294 amino acids. Gene Ontology annotation, molecular function: chromatin binding; RNA binding; histone binding.